Molecule: messenger RNA, 327 nt
Organism: Knipowitschia caucasica
Lineage: Eukaryota; Metazoa; Chordata; Actinopteri; Gobiiformes; Gobiidae
Source: the annotation of a GenBank genome assembly
AUGGACCGGCCCCUGCAUCGUGACUCAGGCCCAGAUGGUCCGAGCAGCCGUCACAGAUCUGCAGAAGAGAGGCGCUCCAAGCUCCGCUCCUCCCGAAAGAAAGCACAUAAUCCCAAAGAAGCCACUCAGAGCCCAGAGGAGGACACUGUGGAGGAUCAUAGCUGCUUUUUGCUGAAGGUGAUACGUCCUGGUUCCUGGCACAGCUCCUCCCUGAGACAGCAGCUUCCCACACACAUGCAGACCGGUCAGCUCCAGGUCAGGCUGCACUGGGACGCUGCGGAGGUGGGGGGGGGGGGGGGGGGGGGGGAUCAGUAUGGGGCUGGGUAG